AUGAAUUAUUUAGUGCUGAUUUUAUCUCAUUUCUAUGCACAAAAUAACUCAUUGCUUAAUGACAGAUUCAAUCCCUAUGAUCGCGCUCCAUUCCGAGUACUCAAAGAGGGAGAAGAUUCAAUAGGAUACGCUCGAGCUGCUCUCACAUACUACCAAUCCUACACUGAAUUUUCUUCUAUCUGUCAUGCAGGGGAGAACUCAACGACAAUAUCUCUGCGACCUGGGACUGUAAUAUUCCUGGAUAAUCACAGAGUUUUGCAUUCAAGAACAAGUUUUAAGGUUUGUUUUAAGUGAAU
Molecule: messenger RNA, 296 nt
Organism: Strongylus vulgaris
Lineage: Eukaryota; Metazoa; Nematoda; Chromadorea; Rhabditida; Strongylidae
Source: the annotation of a GenBank genome assembly